This is a messenger RNA of Marmota monax (woodchuck), 4463 nucleotides long. RefSeq names its product UDP-glucuronosyltransferase 2B17. The record is from RefSeq and is a predicted model, not a curated record. NCBI's taxonomy places the organism in Eukaryota, Metazoa, Chordata, Mammalia, Rodentia, Sciuridae. Gene Ontology annotation, molecular function: UDP-glycosyltransferase activity.
AAAAAGAACAGAUGAAGUACUCUUGAUAAUGUUAGUGGAUAAAAGAUGAAUAUGCAAGAGUGGCUAGUAUUUCUAAAUACCAAUAAGAAACUACGUGAAAAAUCAAGAAAUCAAUCCAAUAUACAAUAGUUUUAAACAAUAAAUAUCUAAAAAUGAAUUUAACAUGAAAGAUAAAAGAAUUAUAAACAAUAAUCACAAAAUAAAAUAUAUAGAAAAAAUAUAUAGAAAAAAUUAGUAAUGCAUUGAGAUUGAAAAAACUCACAAAGUCUAGAAGUGAAGGAGCAGAAACAUUGUAGAAAAAGCUAAAUGUUAAAAAUUAAGAAAACUAAAAUUAAGAAAGAAAGAAGAUGGGGAAAUGAAACAGUAAAAGACAAUAGAGAAUGCAUGAAAAUAUCUCACUGAAGUUAAAUGAAAAUCUGGUACAACUAUGAAAAAAUAACAUAAUAAACAAUAAAAUGUGUGUAGGAAAAGAAAAGGGAAAAAAAGAAAUCAAGGAAAGUAUUCCCCUUGAGGUGUUUGAAUUCAAGAAGCUCCUUUCUAGUCCCUCUGAUAUUUGAAAUUAACUAGGUAUGGGUCAUGAGGUGGGGUACUAGGCCACUGCUGAGCUCCCAUCAAACACAUUGUUGUAUACAUAACCUGAGCCUGGCCACAUGUUCUCUUCCAGGCUACUCAUUGGUGUCUUGUCUGCUGUGGAACUCAGUAGAUUCCCAUGAAUUUGAAUACAUAUCUAGAACUACUAUUAGUCCUUAUGAACUUCAGCAUUAUGUAUGCUAAGCAGACAUUCAAGCAAUACACUUGGGAUUUUAACCUUAAACACCAGGGAACAAGGACUUUAUUCUAAUUUUUAAGACUAGUCUCAAAAGCAUGCAAUAAAAGAACCACAUAUAGGGGCUGAUUAGAAAUAAAUAAAUAUUUAAAUAUUUAUGACCCUGAAGAUGGUAAUAUGUGGUACAAAUGCACAAAUAAAUUUCAAUGGAAAAAUUGGACUUCAUGAAACUUAAAAUUUUUCUACAUGAAAGAGCACAAUCAAUAAAAUAAAUGAAAAAAUGACUAUUAUUUCCAAAUCAUACAUCUGGUAAUGGAUUUGCAUCAAGAAUAUAUAAAGAAAGUUAGCAACUCAAUAAUAUCACGAAAUAAAAAAUGACCAAAAACUCUGAAUAGACAUAUCUUCAAGAAAAAUUUUCAAAAUGUCAAUGAAAACAUAUGCAAUCACCUGGAAAAAUAUUAUUACCAGUAGUACAAGGAAAUUCAGAAAGAACCAUAUUGAGAUAUCUGACUAUAUUGAGAUAUCUGACUUAUUCAUACCAUAGUUAUAAUAAAAUUAAUAAUAAAGUGUUAGCAGUAAUGUGAGAUAUUAAAACACUCAUUCAAUGCUGGUUAGAAUGGAAAUUAAAACACUCAUUCAAUGCUGGUUAGAGGAAGGAGUCAUUCUGGCCCUCAAAGGAUAAACAGAGUUUUCAAAAGACCCAAUAAUUUUAAUUUAACUAUAUACCAAAAAGAAAUGAAAACAUGUGCAAAUAAAACUAUUAAAUAAGCAUUAAUAAAUAAGAUCAUUCAUAAUAGCCCAAGGUUGGGAAAAAGUUAGUGUGCAAAAACUUAGGAAUGAAAAACAAAUGUGAUCUAUUUUACACUAUGAGUUGUUAGUUGGCUUUAAUAGGAAGCACACAAACAUUAACAGUGGGCACAGGAGUUUAAGGUAAUAAUUCUAUAAAGUAGGACCAUUGAGCUGAUACCCACAUGCUUUCAUUUUUACACACACACAAAAAAUUUAACUGGUGGUUUAACUUAAUAGAUUAUGUUAUAUUCCUCAGCAAAGAAGCUGUUAUCUGCACAAGAAAUGCAGGUCCAAAAUGCCAAUAAGAAUACAAGGUACCCUGUGGGAAGGGAGAGGUGGAAUUUUAUGAGCUUUACAAAGACCUGGUUACAAAACUUAAGGAGAUAAGGAUAAUUACCUGUAACCUUAAAAAUUUUUUUAGGAGCAGGUUGCAACCACAACAGGUCAGCAUAGUUCAAAGUCACCUAGAAUUGCCUUAGCAUCCCUAUUUCCUUUUUACUGUCCCUUCAAUAAAUGUAUGUGUGCUACUCUGAGCAACAUGUAUAAAAUAUUUCCAGCAUGACCAUAAAAAUCAGGAGAGAAAGGAUUUCCAUGGUUGCCUCAGUUCAGUGGCAUAGCUCAUGCCCUGUCACAGCAUGAAAAUGAAUGAAGUCUUGUCACAUGUUGGAAUAUCGAUAAGUGACAUAAUUUUAAGUAUUGAUAUAAAUCACCAAAACCCAUGACAAUUAUUUGAAAAUGUUGAAAUCAAUCAUAAUCCAUAUAUUAUAUAACAAUUAUUUGAAAUGCCACCAGAAUAAGCUUAUCCAUAGAGAGAGGAAAUUGAUUACAGGUUACCUAGGAAUGAGGGACAUGGAAUGGUUAGAGGUACUGGGAAAGUUUGGAUUGUUAAAUGCCUCAACAUUGAAUGUUAACUGAGGUUUACAAUUCUGAGAUUCUAUUCUGAAAUUUAAAAAUUGAAGUGUAUACUUAAAAAUGGUGAGUUUCAUCCUAUGUGAAUUAUAAGCAAACAAAGAUUUUACUUAAAAAACAAUCUGUUAAACAAUGAUCUAUAAGAAAUGUUGAUUCAACUAUGUAUUUACUUUAGUUCCAGCCAAGGAAUCUAUAGGAACAAGUCAUCUCACUUGCAACCAUUCCUCACACUAUUCUAAAACUUUUAACAUAAGAUAGGUAUAUUGCACAUGCAGGAUAAUCCAUUCUUAACUGCAGGAGAGCAUGUAUAAUCAUGAAAGAGUCAUUACACAUACACAAGCAGGAAGUCACCUAAUGAUUUUUCAAAGUCACCUUUGAUUUUUCUACUUGGCAUCCAGGUAUACUAAAUGUUCACUUAUGUAUUUACCUUUAUACAUACGAGUUACUUUUUAACCAAAUAAUGAUUUCUUCUUGGAUACUUGCAAGAGCAGAGGGAAUUCACUGUGAAAGGAAGCCUUGCAUUUCACCAGGAUGUCUAUGAAAAUGACUGUAGUUCUGCGCCUGUUACUGUUACACUUUGGUUCUGGAAGUUGUGGAAAGGUGCUGGUGUGGGCAAUGGAAUACAACCAUUGGAUCAAUAUGAAGACAAUACUGGAGGAGCUCACACAGUGGGCACAUGAGGUGACUGUUUUUAGACCUUCAGGUUCCAUUUUUGUGGAUGGUGACAAAUCAUCUGCCAUUAAGUUUGAGAACUAUGCUUCAUCAUUUUCAAGAGAAUAUAUAGAGAAUUUUUAUACUCAAUCACUUGGUAUAAUUAUUUAUGAAACAGUGAAAAAUCCAUUUUGGAAAUAUUCAAGAUUUCAAAAAAUUAUGAGUUAGUUUUCUGAUUAUGUAGAAACUAUAUGUAGAGAUGCAGUUUUGAACAAGAAACUUAUGGCAAAACUAUAAGAAUCAAGGUUUGAUGUCAUUCUUUCAGAUGCCAUUUGUCCCUGUGAUGAGCUGCUGGCGGAAAUUCUUCAAAACCCAUUUGUUUGCAGUCUCUGCUUAUCGCCUGGUUGCAAAUUUAAUAAAUAUAAAGAGAAUGUUAUGAGAUUAUCAAGAAUUCACCAUGAACAGCCAGUGAAGCCUCUGGACCGAGUUGUCUUCUGGAUCGAGUUUGUCAUGCGCCACAAAGGAGCUAAACACCUCCGGAUGGCUGCCCAUGACCUCUCCUGGUUCCAGUACUACUCUUUGGAUGUGCUUGGGUUCCUGCUGGCCUGUGUGGCCACUGUGAUGUUCGCCAUCACCAAAUGCUGUCUGCUUUGUUGUCAGAAGUUUGCUAAAACAGAAAAGAAGAAAAAAGAGGAAUAGUUUAUUCAGCCUGAACCUGGGAGUCCUCACAGACAGGCAUUUCCAGUUUACUCCAGCAACAAAAGGAUACAAUGCUAGACUCUCUAUUGCCUGUGAGAAAACAAAUUUUCACAACCUACCUAAUGAAUUCAAAGGUUUUUUUUUUUCUUGAGAUUUUAUUCCUGGUCAAGGGGUAUAAACAUUUCAAGUGAAAGAAAAAUCAAACGUCAGGAAAGAUUAAACUAUAUAAAUCUACCUAGAAAUUGAAUAUUAUAAUUUAUUAGUCAUACUCAAAAACUUGAUGAGCUUAAUUAUGAUUAUUCUUUGAGAUAAGACUAGUAAGUAUUCACUCACAGUAUCAACAUGGUUUCUCAGAUUCCUACCUGCUUUAACUUCAUUAUGGAAUAGAUUUUUUACAUUUAACUUUCUUGAAGAAAGCUCUUAAUAAUUACAAUUUGUAAAAAGCAUACUCUUCCUUUUGGGUUUGAGAGACCAGUAUUGCUAGUGUGUUUUAUUAUAAUCCAGUCUCACCAUCAAUUCUCUCCUGAAGAAUUCAUAAAGUCAUUUCCCUUCUUCCACUUAAAUCACUUCCCAAUACAAUGUCUGUGGAAUUAAAAACAAUGAUUCCUAUCUGCUUUCUAUAGUACAAUUAAAGCUAAUUAUAAAUGAA